Messenger RNA from Bathycoccus prasinos, 807 nucleotides. RefSeq lists its product with no specific name. NCBI's taxonomy places the organism in Eukaryota, Viridiplantae, Chlorophyta, Mamiellophyceae, Mamiellales, Bathycoccaceae. The record is from RefSeq and is a predicted model, not a curated record. Bases 1 to 807 code for a protein of 268 amino acids. The transcript has a single exon.
AUGCAGAAACUGCUUGUACGAACACGCGCUUUGGGGAAGCAGGUGAGUUCGCUUUCGUUGCGUUUAAACGCUUUCGAGAAGUUUUUCGAGGAUACUAUUACCACGCGAUUCGAGGAAACGAAUGGGUUCAUCUUUGAAGUGUUGACGGCGCUCUCUGAUGCACCUCGAUGUGUGCAUCCUUUUUUGUCUACUCAGCCUCAACGAGGAGUGGAAAAAAACAAAAGAGAAGAAAUACGCGAAGGCGAACGCGCGCCAGAAGAAAUAUCUGCCGCGUCAGAUUCUGCCGAGCAGAAGAAGCAGAUCUCGACAAAGCCGAAGAAGAUGUCGUCGAAAGAGAAAGCGUCCAUGGGUUUAUGCUUUCGAGAAGCAGUCACGUUGGACGAUUUCUUGGACGGAUACAACACGCAGGUGAACUUGCCACCAUCAACUACUGGAAAGCGUUCGCGAGAAUCUUCCGCGACGCACUUUCUGACUUCGAGACGUUGUUUGGCGAUAAAGCUGGCGAAUACAUCGGCGAGUUCGAACUGGCGAUGGAAGAAGCGCUCGUGGUUUCUAACGAGCAGACGAGCAAGCGAGCAGGCGAGCAAAAACGGUGGAAGCCAGUCGCCUCAGCUUUCAUUUCUGCUUCAGAAAAAAGACCAUCUACAGACUCUACAAACUUUUCUCCAUAGAAUAGGACCGUUCGUAUCCAUUCUCGCGCGCUCCUCUGCGCCCACCCAUACCCAAUUACAAAAACUGCUACGGUUUGAACACCCAGUUCUAAGGCGAAUUUUUGAAAAAUUUAUUUUUAUUGAAAAAAGAGGGUGA